CCAGGGUUGCGCAACACGGUUCGCUACAGACAAAGCUUAUUGUGGAAAUCGGCUUAGACAGUCUCUAUAGCAACUGCGAAUCAUAACAGAAGAGUGAGGGCUUCAUCAGUGAAUCAUCUUCGUGAUGGUAAAACCGAGGCAAAUAGGUCCUGAGAAGGAGGACUCUUACCGUUCUCUUUCUGACCUGGUCCGCCCAACGCUCACUUUGAGCAUCAAAAAACUCGAAAUCCCCGCAUGGGAUCUGAUUGAAUGUUCCACAUCCCAGGCAGAUCAGCGCACUUUCAGAUGGUUUCUAAAUAAGGAGGCUCGGCUCUUGACGAGAAUUUUUCAGGGAUAUAUCUACUUUGUUUCUCCAGAAAAGCUGGAAGAUCUGUAAAGCCAUUUCGAAUCCUGCAUCAGUGAACAAUGCCAAUAACAUCCUGGUUUAAAUGGAGCAAGCCUAUUCAAAAUUACUCCCAGAGGAAACCCACAGAUGUGAUCAUUGAAACCCUCAUGAUGGAACUUAGCUGGCAGAUGAAACAAGCUGAGAAGAUGCAGAGAGAACGGGAGAAUGAGUACAGGAGGAUAAAAACAGGAGUAGAUUACAGCUGGCUGAUCAGUCAUCCCAAACAUAGUUACGAAGUGUCUCCAAGAGAGAGGCUAGAACUUGAAGAGGCUUGUUCCAAAAUCCACCCUUCUUACUGUGGGCCUCUGGUACUUAGGUUUCGACAGGUGAUUGCUGAAUAUGAGCCAGAUGUUCACGAAGUAGUACAAUUAUUCCGGGCUGUUCUUCAGGAUGCUUUUGAGCAAAUGAAGGAAGAUCAAGAUACCAGUAAGCUAACCAGGCAAUGGAACAAGAAACAGACAUUGAGUCUCUCCACGACAUUGUUUAAAUCACGAGUAAGGAUAUAUCCUUUCAGCAGUAAUAUCAAGACAGUGUCAGAAGAUGUGGAGCAAGGCUUUGAGUCAGCCAGACGAGUAUGGAGUAUGCCGGAGUUCAAAACUGCUAAAGACUUCUGAAGGAGUGCACCAUUUCUACUUUUCUAACAGACAUUAUGCUGUAGAAGUGAUUAGAUAUCAUAUUUAAACACUAAACAUUAGAUUGAUUCUUGUCUUUCAGUGAUGUGACCGCUACGAAUGUGCAUGGCUUGCCCACUGUGAACUCACAGAUACGAAGCUGGGUUACUUAUUCUUGAGAAUGUAGAUGGAAUUUGUUUCUGGCUAUACUGUGAAAUGAAGGAUAAUAGCUUAAAUGCUUGUUUUAAACGGUAACUGAUUUUCAUCACUAUUGAAUACUAUCCACACUUACUGCGGAUAAUUGUGAUUUAUUAGAAUAUGAUAUUGGUAUUCUGUCAGUUUUUU
This is a messenger RNA of Rhincodon typus (whale shark), 1341 nucleotides long. It is a transcript of the gene rd3, whose product is annotated as retinal degeneration 3, GUCY2D regulator. The transcript has 4 exons. Lineage: Eukaryota; Metazoa; Chordata; Chondrichthyes; Orectolobiformes; Rhincodontidae. The record is from RefSeq and is a predicted model, not a curated record. The coding region runs from base 406 to 999 and encodes 197 amino acids.